CGAGAGGACCGUAACACUGCUGAAUACAGAGGUUGUAAGAGAGGACGAGAGGAGACGAGAGGAGACGAGAAGUAGCCGCGUGAAGCGAUGGACAGAUAGACAUGGAGGUGGAUUUUAAAGACAUUUGUUGUUGUUUAUCCAAACCCGGCGCCCUGACAGACUGACCAUGCCGUCGCUGUGGAAACGGUUGACCUUUUCCUUUGCCACUCUGCUCUGCGUGCUCUCUGCCACUCUGCUGCUGGUUGCCCUGGCGACCGAGCGCUGGGUCAGCGGGAGGAUCCUGUGUGGUACCGGGGCAGAGCUGGUCAGCGCCAACUGUUCUGAACUGGACAAGUUCACCGGACACAUCUACUACGGGCUGUUCCAGGGUCAGAAGACUAGGAGGUGUGGACUGGGAAACCGCAGCACCAAGAUAUACAUAUUCCCUACUCUGGUACAUACCCUGAACACAGGUCUCCAUGUGAUGGUGAUAGUCUUCCUGUUGGUGGCCGUGGGGUUUACUCUGCUCAGCCUCUCAUUCUCUAUCUACAACGCGCGCAAGGUUCCCUACCAGAGCAUUAAAGGCCCCACUGGACUCUACAUCUGGAACACCAUAGCAGGGGUGUUUGGGUCGUUAGCCGUCCUGUGUUUCUUAGCAGCUGUCAGACAUCAUCGGUUAACGGAACGUGUCUCUAACUACCAGGAGAAUCUUUUCCAUUUCUCCAUUCUGGAUGAGCGACUGGAUUGGUCCUUCUGGCUAGGCGUGGCUAGCAUCGCUACGCACGGUGUGGUGUGUGUUGUCGUGGCAAUGAGCCGGAUCAAACUGCCCAAACCACAGAACAAGAAACAGUCCGAGCAGCCAACUGUCACCGCUGAAGUCCUCAUGUACUGACACACACACGUUAGUGGGACAUUAUCUACUAGCCUGCUGUAAUCUACACGACACUGGGUCUAUCUACUGUCUAUAGAAACUGUAAUCUACACUACACUGGGUCUAUCUACUGUCUAUAGAAACUGUAAUCUACACUGGGUCUAUCUACUGUCUAUAGAAACUGUAAUCUACACGACACUGGGUCUAUCAACUGUCUACAGAAACUGUAAUCUACACGACACUGGGUCUAUCUACUGUCUAUAGAAACUGUAAUCUACACGACACUGGGUCUA
Molecule: messenger RNA, 1143 nt
Organism: Oncorhynchus tshawytscha (Chinook salmon)
Lineage: Eukaryota; Metazoa; Chordata; Actinopteri; Salmoniformes; Salmonidae
Product: clarin-2-like
Exons: 4
Coding region: 167-871 (234 amino acids)
Source: RefSeq, a predicted model, not a curated record